GAAUCUUGACAAACGCUGACGUUUCCGAACUCCAACUCGUCAUUCCUGUCGACCUGCUGAAACAAGCGACAUGCUCCAACGGUGUGUUGUGUUGCUGCUUUGUGGCCUCGCUGCUGUGUCUUUGGCCGCUCCAGUCAACAAGGAUGGAGACAAAGACGAAAGAGGUGCAGCUCUGGUGGCACACAUGAAUGGAGAACACGUUCCAAAACCAUCUGCAGCUGAGCCAGAGAACGACACAAAAGAACAUGUAAUUGCUAAGCCAGAAGACAAAAUAACCAAUGCUACUGAGAACACCGACGUUUCCACAGAUGGCAGUGAUGAGUCUAUUGAUGGAACUGGAGAAACAAAGGUCACUGAUUCACCAGAUACCUCAGACGUCAGUAAUGAAGACACCUCAAACGGAGACAGCUCUGAAUCUGAUUCAGCUUCUGUGGAAACGACAUAUAAAGAGGAGAACAACAGCUCUGAAACAGAUGACGUCAAUUCAGACGAUACCAGCAAAUCUCAAAGUGAGGACAAUUCCAGUGAGGAUGAAUCUCAGGAUUCAGACCAGUCAAACUCUUCUGAUGACAGUAGCGACUCAAAGGAAAGCACUGAAGGUCAGAGCGUGAGCUUGGACAAAGAUGGAACUGGGUCCGACUCUGGGGCCUCCGACGUGUCUGACGAUGGAAGCGACGAGAAGUCUGAUUCUGAAAUGAGUGAAAAUGAUGACAGUGAAGAGGCUGAUGACAAGCCACAUGCAAGUGGUGAAAAACAUGAAGACUCUGAUUCGGAGAUGAGCAAAAGUGGGGAAAGUGCAGAGUCUGAUGCAAAGCCAAGUGCCAGUGAUGAGAACAACGAUGAGCCUACUUCUAGGAUGAGUGAAAACGGGAAAUCCAAUGAUAGUGAUGAAAGCAAAGAUGAGUCUAUUUCCAAGGUGACUGAAAGCGAUGAAAGCAAUGAUGACUCUAACUCCAGGAAAACUGAAAGUGAUGAGCCAAGUAAGGAGUCAGACUCUGACAUGAUAACAGACGAUGAACCAAGUCAGGAAUCUGAAUCCAAAAUGAAUGAAGAUGAAUCUGAAAGCGAUGAUCACGAGAGUCAGGAAUCGAAGGACUCUAAGUCUGAUGAAGACAAAGCAGAAGUCAAAGAUGACAGCUUAGCUGCUGAGGAAGACAAUGGUGCUGUGGAAGAUGAAAACAGCCAGAACCAAGAGUCCAAAGAGCAUGAAUCAAAGGACAGUGAGGAGGUGGAUGACAAUGAGGAGGAGGAGGAGAAGGAGGAAGAAGAUGCGAGUGACAGCAGUGAAGAGGACCAACAGAAGAGCAAGAGUGAGAGCGACGAGGGCGUUGAUUUGAGUAUGACCGACAGUGAUGCGGGGGCCGACAGCGAGGACAGUGACGCGCCAGACUCCAAAGCCUCUGAGGACACCAUGUCAAACGACAACACUGAAAAUGAAGACACUAAGGAGUCCAAGCCCACAGAAGAGGCAACCACUGACAGCCAGUCUGCUGAGUCCAACUCCCACACCACAUAUGCCUUGAUCAUCUGAACUGUGGAAGCACACUGAUGCCAGGACAGAAGCAAUCAAUGGCCACCACGGUGGAUAACAGUUGCCAUGACAACAACAUGAUAAACUGCAUCUAAACUCCAGCUUCCAGUUUGUUGGGAGUCUCCAGCCUUUUUUCCCCCCUGAUUGCUGUUCCUUUAUUAAAGCUGCUUUAGGUUUACUAUAAAUGAUGUCAUAAAAAAAAAAAAAAAAAAAAGAUGUCUUCCUCCUCUUUUGCUGGCUGCAUCUCUUCGAUGUGUCAGUUUUAACUUUAACUCACUGUUAGCCUGUUUGUUUGCAGAAACAUUAAACUAGCUGCUGAGCUCAGAUCUUCUGCUCUUUGUGUCUGAUUUCACACACUAACGUGUACAUACAGUCCUUCGUUUACUUUAAAAAACAUUAAUGAUUAUUUUUUAAAAGAAAAUGCGGGAUGACCAGACAACGAUUGUACGCAAGAAACGGCUAAUAAAGUUUGAACUGUCCGAAA
This is a messenger RNA of Nematolebias whitei (Rio pearlfish), 2015 nucleotides long. RefSeq names its product starmaker (gene stm). NCBI's taxonomy places the organism in Eukaryota, Metazoa, Chordata, Actinopteri, Cyprinodontiformes, Rivulidae. The record is from RefSeq and is a predicted model, not a curated record.